This is a messenger RNA of Dromiciops gliroides (monito del monte), 5798 nucleotides long. RefSeq names its product elongation factor for RNA polymerase II 2 (gene ELL2). The coding region runs from base 148 to 2103 and encodes 651 amino acids. The transcript is spliced from 12 exons. The record is from RefSeq and is a predicted model, not a curated record. Gene Ontology annotation, cellular component: transcription elongation factor complex. Gene Ontology annotation, molecular function: cis-regulatory region sequence-specific DNA binding. Gene Ontology annotation, biological process: positive regulation of transcription elongation by RNA polymerase II; snRNA transcription by RNA polymerase II; transcription elongation by RNA polymerase II. Lineage: Eukaryota; Metazoa; Chordata; Mammalia; Microbiotheria; Microbiotheriidae.
AGCGGGAGGGUUUAGUUGCGCUCAGUAUAUGACAGUACGUCAGCAGCGGGAUGGCCGUAGCUGUGGUGGCGGCUGCAGGAGCCGGAGCAGCUGCGGCCGCAGUGGAGGCAACAGUAGCAGCAGCAGCAGCACCCGGGGGAGUUUAAGAUGGCGGCGGGGGGGCCGGCGGCAGCGGGUCUGCGGGAGGAGCGGCGCUACGGUUUAUCUUGCGGGAGGCUCGGCCAGGACAACAUCACGGUGUUGCAUGUGAAGCUCACAGAGACGGCGAUCCGGGCGCUGGAGACGUACCAGACCCAUAAGAAUUUAACUCCUUCCAGACCUUCAAUCCAGUUUCAAGGACUCCAAGGGCUUGUCAAAAUUCCCAAAAAUGAUCCUCCAAAUGAAGUGCAUAACUUUAACUUCUAUUUGUCAAACGUUGGCAAAGAUAACCCUCAGGGAAGCUUUGACUGCAUCCAGCAAACUGUCUCAAGUUCUGGUGCCUCACAGCUCAAUUGCCUGGGAUUUAUACAAGAUAAAAUUACAGUAUGUGCAACAAAUGACUCCUAUCAAAUGACAAGAGAACGAAUGACCCAGGCAGAAGAGGAAUCCCGUAACCGAAGUACAAAGGUUAUAAAACCUGGUGGACCAUUUGUAGGUAAAAGAGUGCAAAUUCGGAAAGCACCACAAGUUGUUCCCGAUGCAGUACCUGAGAGGAAAAGAUCAACUCCUAUUAAUCCUGCAAAUACAAUACGAAAGAUCCAUUUAAACAACAGUGUUUCUCAGCGGCCCUAUAGAGACAGGGUGAUUCACCUCCUGGCACUGAAGACAUACAAGAAACCAGAGCUACUUGCUCGAUUACAGAAAGAUGGCGUUAAUCAAAAAGACAAGAACUCCCUUGGAGCCAUCCUUCAACAGGUAGCCAACUUGAAUCCUAAGGACCUCUCUUAUACCUUAAAGGAUUAUGUAUUUAAAGAACUCCAAAAAGAUUGGCCUGGAUACAAUGAAAUAGACAGACAGUCACUGGAGUUAGUGCUUUCUAGAAAAUUAAACCCAUCUCCUCAGAAUGCUACCAGCACCAGCGGUUCAGAAUCUCCUAUAUGUUCUAGUAAAGAUGCUGCAUCUUCUCCUUCUCAGAAACGCCUCUUGGAUUCAGAUUUCAUAGAUCCUUUAAUGAAUAAAAAAACUCGGAUAUCUCACCUAACAAAUAGAGUUCACCCAACAUUAAACGGUCAUUUGAAUUCCACCCAUGAAAAAAUUGCUGUGGCUCCACCACCACCUCCUCCUCCUCCUCCGCCUCCUCCUCCUGCAGCUGCCGCCACCCCAACUCCACCACCUCUUCCUUCAACCCACCUUCCAGUUUCAAAUCCUCCUCAGACUGUAAAUUCUAACUCCAAUUCCCCUAGCACUCCAGAAGGCCGGGGGACUCAAGACCUACCUGUUGACAGUUUCAGUCAAAAUGGUAGCAUCUUUGAGGACCAGCAGGACAAAUAUACCUCUAGGACUUCUUUGGAAAUCCCACCAUCUGAUUUAAUCCUGUUGAAGUAUCCAAAGCCCACGGAAGAGAAAAAUUCAAUUUCACAUAAAAAAUCUAAAAAAAAAUCUAAAAAACAUAAGGAAAAGGACCAAAUUAAAAGACAGGACAUUGAGGAAAAUGAGAAAGACCUUAAGACAGAAGAAGAAAUUGCCAAGCUAAAUAACUCCAGUCUGGAUCCAAAUGAAGGAGUUAAAGAGGUUUGCACUGCCUCCACAGAUCCUCCUUCCUCAACUAUUGAACUACCGGAUUACUUGAUAAAAUAUAUUGCAAUUGUCUCACACGAGCAACGCCAGAAUUAUAAGGAUGACUUCAAUGCAGAGUAUGAUGAGUACAGAACUUUGCAUGCCAGGAUGGAGACUGUUGCUAGAAGGUUUAUUAAACUUGAUGCACAACGUAAACGCCUUUCUCCAGGCUCCAAGGAGUAUCAGACUAUUCAUGAAGAAGUCUUAGAAGAAUAUAAGAAGAUCAAUCAGUCUAGUCCCAAUUACCAUGAAGAAAAAUACAGAUGUGAAUAUCUUCAUAACAAGUUGUCUCACAUCAAAAGACUAAUAGGUGAAUUCGACCAACAGCAAGCAGGGUCCUGGCACUAGACCUCUGCUUAGACCAGAAGAUGUGAAUAAACUUAAGCUUAUUUAUUUAAAAUUCCAAAUGAGUUGCUCUAAGAUUCUAAAAAGUUGAAACUUUUGUCAGUGGAAAGUUUCAGUAUUAGCAAACUUUGAGUUACUUUUUUUUAUUAUUUUUUAUUUUAUUUUGCUUCCCUGCAUAUUUGAAGCUGCUUUUUCUGGUCCCUUUUUUCCCCCCUCAAGACUUUAGUUUGUCCAUGGAGAUCACUUUUAGAUAUUGGGGGUCCAGUGUCUAUACUUAAUGGUUGUGCACAUUUUCAAAGAAAUAACAAUGUAGCAAGUUGAGAUGCUUUUGGAUAAAUAUAGGCCUGGUUUUUGACCUUUAUUAAUGAGAACUCUUUGCCUUAAUUGGUAGAAGGUUUAGAAAUUUGCACAAAAUACAAAAAAAAAAGUUAAAACAUUGUUUUGGAGGGUUAAGAAAUAGAAGGGUGUGUGUGUAUAUAUAUAUAUGUAUAAAUUAUAUACAGCCUGACUUGAUCUCGAACAGUAAUUUAUCCCUACAAGUUAAACCCCCCAUUGCAAUGGUUGCCUUAAGGUGUUUGCUUGUUGUAUCCAUAGUGUAGUUAAAUCCUUAGCUACACUGCUUCCCAUUUUAUUAAAGCAACAGGGAAGCGAAUUGUGGCCUACCAGCGUCUGUAAGAGUGUGCUUGUACUUACUGUAUGUGUGCAGAGGUUGUGUGGAUGUGAGCAUGCAUGAAGAAAAAAGCUGCUACUCUUAGUAGGCCCAAACGCUCAGGUUAAAAACAACUGACGAGUGUUACUGUAGGUUUUUUCCUAUAAAAUUGCUACUUCUAUUGUGGAAGACAAAAGCAUUUCCAUUUCAACAGUUUGUCAGCUUUAUUAAUGUUGGGAAAAAUCAAUGUUAUGAAAAUGAAACUGAUCUAUACUUUUGGGGCAAAAUUAUAAAAUUAAACAUGUAGGUGACCUAUUUAUAUACUGCUAUAAAGUAUUUUUUUGAAGAGAGAUAUGCAAAGAAGCUAUUGCCUACAUGAAAUGUAUAUUUAAAGAUUUUUUUUUCUCCUGGGUGACAGGAAUAUAACAAAGAACAGAUAUAUUUAACUAUAAAAUACUGUGAUUCAUCAAACAGCACAAACUUUCAUUUCAUGCAGUUUAUCUGUUUACUUUGAUUUAAACUAUCGCUUGUUUUAUCAUGUGGGAACAUAAGUUAUUUGGUCAAGCAUGUAAGGAUUUUGAACUAACGUUGACUGAAAUUGUGUUGUCUUACCGUAUUGUCUUUUCAAAGUGCUGCCAAUUGAAAAGGGAAGCAUUAUGUUUACAAAUCUGAUUUUUGGAAUGUUUGCCAAAAUUUUGGUAGUGUCUUUAAUAAAUGUCUCCAGCAUCCAAAAGAAAAAGAAAAAAACCCAACCAAAUUUGUUGUGUAUCACUGUAAACCAGAAUAUGUUUGGUGUCUAGGAUACUUGAGAUACUGUGUCAUUGUGUCAUCAUCCAGUAGUCAGGGAUGGGAGUGGGGAACUUUCUCUCUAAUGUCCUUCCAGGACAUUUACCAAAAUGAUUAGGCUGUUGGAGAGAAAUGUGCAAAGGUUCUUAACAAGUCUGCCUAUGAUUCCAGCUCUUUUUCAUAUUACUAUAAACAACAGUCCUAUUACUAUGUAGAGCAGAAUUCAUGGUAUUUUACUACUCAUCAUUGAGACUCUUGGUGCUUUCUCUUACCUCAUCAUUGAUACAAUCACUAUUAGAUGUUAAUGGGUUUCCAAAUAUUUAAAAAAAAAAUACACAGACCAAGGGGAAUUAAUUCAGGGAUAAGGUAUAAUUUGGUCAUUAUACAUAUUAUGUUUUUAUCAAUAUGUCUCAAGGGUUUUAUCUAUAAAUAAUGCAGUUCAUCCCAGAAGGGAUUCAUUGGUAUAACUACUUGGAUGAUGAUGAAUCAGUAGGUUAACAAGGAAUUAUUGGCUUUAAGACAAGAAUAUGUGCUUCUAAAAGCUCGGGUACAAUUCCAAAUAUCUAAGUCUGUAAGUCAUAGAAUUUUAGAGCGGGAAGGGACCUUAGAGAUCAUCUUUCAGUUAAAAUGCAAGUUCCAAUAACAGAAAAAGAGAGAAAAGGCUGCUACCUAUGUGUGUCUGCCCAACAUCAUGUACAAGUCAUUUGUCCUCUAGUUGUGAUGCAAGAGUUCCUCUGUAAUUGUUUCCAUGCCAAUUCCUAUUUAAAUAUGUGUUUACAAAUAAGACUCUCCCUGUAGCCAAAAUUUUAUCCUGCUUAAAACUACUACCACAAACAUGUGAGCACAUCUUCUGGUUUACAGGUUGGGUAAUGACUUAAGCUGGAGAUCACAUGUAUAGUCCAGCAUUGCACAUCCUUAGGCUUCACCACCUACUGUAAAAGCCUUAAUGUAGAUGGCAUCCUUUGCAUUGAACAUAUCCAUGCAAAAUGUAUGUCCAUCUAUUGGUUGCAAAAUGUAGUUCUUUAAAUCUACAUAUCUGCUCUUACUCUAGUCUACAUCUCUGUUGAAUAAGUGUAUGAACUUAUCAAAGUGAUAUUUUUUAACAAUAUUAAUCUCUCACUGCAAGAUUUAUAGAUUCUCUCAAAUGGAAGCCAAAUGAAACUUUUCCAGGUGAUGGUGAUGGUGCAGGUUCAGUUACACUACUCUCUGUAUAGAGUUUGAUUCAUUUGAGAGAAACAAUAAUAGCAAAAUAGCAUCAAUCAAGGUUGUCAUGUCUUUCACUGCAGUUACUCUAAAUCAGUUGGAAGCACUCUUUAAGAGUUUUUCUUCUUUAAUUAACUCUUAUGAAAUGAAUGAACAUAUAAUUUAAAUCAAAUCAAAAUGAUACUAAAUAGUUUUAUAAAAGCAACAAUAAACUACAGAUUUUUUUCCCCUCAUUUUGUUGGUUUUCUGUUUCUCAAGUAAUAAAUUAGGAAGAGGGAUCAACCUUCUGAGUAGACAGUCAAUCCUAAUUCUUACAAAGUAGCUGGUUGAAACAAGUUUAGAUCAUUGCUGUCUACUUUUAUUUUUUAAAAAUUCAGUGUUAAUUUCUGUAUCUCACUAAAUCAUAUGAUCUCUAUAAGAAUUUCCUUUUCCCUUGAAGUAUUUAACUGUAUUAUGUAAAGCAAAGGCAGAUUCACAUGUUAAAAGCAAGGUUCUGAAAGGAAAUUUAAAACAAAAGUGAUCCAGCAUUGAGAUACUGUAACUUGAUAGUUCUAUUCAUUCCAUCUUAUUUUUUAAAUUUUACUGAGACAUUUUAGCCAGUUCAUUGCCUUUCUGGCAGUGUUGACACACCACAUAUGUUUGGCAUAUGUCUUCACUACUUUUGAAGUUGUUACAGCUAGCUAUCUGCCUAAGUGUUACUAAAUCCUUUCCUUCCACAAACCUUAUGGGAAAGAGUUAAUAUAGCCAGCACUGUGAAAGGGACAUUUUUGGGGAAGAAUAUUAAACUGACACUAUUAAAGGAAAACAACAGGGGAUGUUUGCAAAGUGUUUUGUAACAUGAAGACUAAAUAAACAAGGCUGUGAGGCUCCUUUCUGAAUUUUUUGAAGUGUUUAAAAAAAUACAUACCCAUACUAUUUCUCGAUUCCACACGACCCAUAUUAGGACUCUCAAAGGUAAAAUGCCACAGGGGCAUUUUGUUAAGCUAAUGAACACUUGAGCCAUUGUUGCCCCCACUGUUCUACACCAAUUUUAGUUCAAUAAAAAAUGUUAACUUUGCAA